AUGUCGCCAGUCCGUCUGAAAUUACAGUCCGCCUCAUCAUCAUCAUCAGCAACGUGUGUAGCAGCUAACUUCAUGUUAGCACCGAUCCUGUUGAAAUUCACUUUCCGAACUUCCGUGUUUACUAGUGUUUAUAGAAAUAUACCAGCUAGGGGCAGUAUACCAGUUGCAGAAAGAAGAUACAUGUCACACCAACCCAAGCGACUCUGCACAGAAAAAAUGUCUGGUAAAAGAAUCGGCACCCAUAACGGGACAUUUCAUUGUGAUGAAGUGCUAGCCUGUUUCUUCCUUCACCAGCUCCCGGAGUACAAGGAUGCUGAGAUCGUCAGAACUCGGGACCCUGCCGAGCUCGCCAAGUGUGACAUCGUGGUGGAUGUGGGAGGAGAGUUUGACCCCAAGAAGCAUCUCUAUGACCAUCAUCAGAGGACCUUCUCUGAGACGUUCCACAGCCUGUGUCCAGAGAAGCCCUGGGUGACCAAGUUGAGCUCGGCUGGUUUGGUCUACCUUCAUUUUGGCCGGAGGGUCCUGUCUCAGCUCACCUCCCUGAAGGAAGGAGACAGACAGCUGGAGGUGCUCUAUGAUAAGCUGUAUGAGAACUUGGUGGAGGAGGUGGAUGCUGUGGACAACGGGGUCUCCCAGUAUGAUGGAGAGGCUCGCUACGCUGUCUCUACCACCCUCAGCGCCCGCGUCGGACACCUUAACCCACGCUGGAACAGCAAGAGCCAGGACACACAGGAGGGCUUCCAUAAGGCCCUGGGCAUGGUAGGAGCAGAGUUCCUGGACCGGGUUGACUUCUACCAGAACUCCUGGCUUCCUGCCCGUGUGGUGGUGGAGGGAGCUGUACAGAUGAGGAUGCAGGUUGACCCCAGUGGCGAGGUAGUGGUGUUCUCUCAGGGGGGUUGUCCCUGGAAGGAGCACCUGUUUUCCCUGGAGAAGGAGCUGAGCGUGGACACCUCGAUUAAGUUUGUCCUCUACCCUGACCAGAACGGACAGUGGAGAGUCCAGUGUGUCCCAGCCGGUCUCCACACCUUCAAUAACAGGCUGUCUUUGUUGGAGGAGUGGCGUGGGGUGCGUGAUGAUGCCCUGUCAGAGCUCAGUGGUGUCCCCGACUGUGUCUUCGUCCACGCCGGCGGUUUCAUCGGGGGGAACAAGACCAAGGAAGGGGCCCUGGAGAUGGCCCGGAGGACCCUGCAGGCUGCAGCGAAGUCCCCAUCCAAACACACCAACUGCGCCUGAACUGAUCUUAACCAGUCCUGGAGGAUGAUUAACCAGGCAAGCUCAGUAUAGCUUGGUUUACCUCCGCUUAGCAGUGUGAACGUAGUUCAUCCACACACACUCACACACACACACACUCAAUCAUGUCACUGUUCGGUUACUUUAAUUGUACUGUAUGUGUGUGUAGCACUUGUUUUGUAAUAAAAUACAAUUCGAUUUUGA
Salmo salar (Atlantic salmon) is the source of this 1434-nucleotide messenger RNA. It is a transcript of the gene myg1, whose product is annotated as myg1 exonuclease. Gene Ontology annotation, cellular component: nucleus; cytoplasm. NCBI's taxonomy places the organism in Eukaryota, Metazoa, Chordata, Actinopteri, Salmoniformes, Salmonidae. The record is from RefSeq and is a predicted model, not a curated record.